Messenger RNA from Eurytemora carolleeae, 1246 nucleotides. RefSeq names its product protein l(2)37Cc (gene Phb1). Gene Ontology annotation, cellular component: membrane; mitochondrion. Lineage: Eukaryota; Metazoa; Arthropoda; Copepoda; Calanoida; Temoridae. Gene Ontology annotation, biological process: mitochondrion organization. The record is from RefSeq and is a predicted model, not a curated record. The transcript is spliced from 7 exons. The coding region runs from base 164 to 982 and encodes 272 amino acids.
UUCUGCAAACAUCAGAUCUACAUUAAAUAGCCUGAAAUUAAAACUUCCUAUUUUCAGCAUGCUUCUAUGCUUCUUUCAGAUUAAGGUGAGAAUAGGUGUGGUCCAGGAUUAAUUUAGACAGAGGUGAAAAGAGUUGUUCUUGAAUUUAAAUUUUUCAGAAAAAAUGGCCGCUCAAUUAUUUAACAGACUUGGACAAUUGGGAUUGGGAGUAGCUAUUGCAGGCGGUGUCGUUAAUUCCGCCCUUUUUAAUGUGGACGGAGGGUAUAGAGCUGUCAUGUUCGACAAGUUUCAAGGUGUGAAGGAUGUUGUUAUUGGAGAAGGAACCCACUUCAUGAUUCCUUGGGUUCAGAUGCCAAUUAUCUUUGAUAUCAGAGCUAGACCAAAGAACGUCCCUACUAUUACAGGAUCCAAGGAUCUUCAGAACGUAAAUAUAACCUUGAGGAUCCUGUACCGACCUCUCCCCAGUGCUCUUCCUAAUAUAUAUACAACCCUGGGACAGGAUUAUGAUGACAAGGUUCUUCCUUCCAUCACUAAUGAGGUGCUAAAGGCGGUUGUUGCCGAGUUUGAUGCCGGAGAAUUGAUUACCCAGAGAGAAACCGUCUCCCAGAGGGUCAAUGACGAGCUUACCAAUCGAGCUGGUCAGUUUGGAGUUAUCCUAGACGAUAUUUCUAUUACUCAUCUUACUUUCGGAAGAGAGUUCACAGCAGCUGUUGAGCUGAAGCAGGUAGCCCAGCAGGAGGCAGAGAAAGCCAGAUUUCUGGUAGAGAAGGCGGAGCAGAUGAAGCUGGCCAGUAUUAUCGCGGCGGAAGGAGAUACUGAGGCGGCGGAGCUUCUUGCCACUGCUUUCGGCAAAGCCGGAGAGGGAUUGGUUGAGCUGAGAAGAAUUGAGACUGCUGAGGAGGUUGCCACCCAUAUGGCCCAGUCAAGGAAUGUUGUCUAUCUCCCCUCCGGCCAGCAAACUCUGCUCUCCCUACCUCAGUAAAUACUCGGCUAAAAAACCUACUCCGAGAUCAGGAAUUCUAAUCUGGAAUCCGGAUUUUUGAACUUUGACUCUAAUCGGUAUUCUAUGAGGUAGAACCGCCAUGAUCCCGGUAGUAGCGGGAUGAAACUGUCCUGUCUACCCUGAGCUAUAGAUAAACCUGGACAUAUCGCUUGUUUGUAUUGAUUAGCGAGUCCAGAGGCAUUUUGUGAUACAUUCAGAUUCUCUUGUAAGUUGUAAUGGUCGAAUAAAUUUUAACUUAUGAAA